Molecule: messenger RNA, 1537 nt
Organism: Odontomachus brunneus
Lineage: Eukaryota; Metazoa; Arthropoda; Insecta; Hymenoptera; Formicidae
Product: superoxide dismutase [Cu-Zn]-like
Exons: 3
Coding region: 1-648 (215 amino acids)
Biological process (GO): removal of superoxide radicals
Molecular function (GO): superoxide dismutase activity; copper ion binding
Source: RefSeq, a predicted model, not a curated record
AUGUGGCGGCUGUCAAUAGUGAUCGCUAUGAUCGUAACGGCGCGGGCCGGCCCGUACGACAGGAUGGCGGUUUCGAUGAACGACAGGACGCUGUUCAUCAGGAGCCUGCCGGGCUACCCCGGGACCAGAAGCGAUCUCUACGAGGUCUACAUGGAGCCCUAUUACUUCGCGGUCGGCUUGAAGGCCGUGGUGGAACUGAAAGCUCUCGGUGAUGACGGCUCACCGGUGGACGGACCCCGAGGGAUUCUUACGCUCGAGCAGCAUCCCGAAGGGGUCAGGAUCGCGGGUACGAUCUCGGGCUUGAGCCCGGGCUUGCACGGCUUCCACGUGCACGAGAAGGGAGACUUGACGAAGGGCUGCAGUUCGGCCGGGUCGCAUUUCAAUCCGUAUAUGGUGAAUCACGGAGCUCCCAGCGAUCCAUUGCGUCACGUCGGGGAUCUCGGGAACAUCGAGGUCGGGCAAGACGGCACGGCGCGCAUCGACGGCUUCGAUCACUACCUGAGCCUGGUGGGUGUCCGAGGUGCGAUCGGCAGGACCAUAGUGGUCCAUGAGAAAUCCGAUGACCUCGGCCGUGGCGGAACCGAGGAGAGCACGAAGACCGGAUCGGCGGGCGCCCGACUCGCCUGCGGUGUCAUCGGGUUCAUGUAAUGAGAUUUAUAAACUGCGAAUUCGACUGGCGUGCGUUGAAAGCUGCAAGGUACCGCGUGCCCGUUACGCGAAUGGUGUUCGGCGGUAAACGUCGAACGGGAAAAGAUUUCCUAGUAAAAACAAAGAUGAUCUUCUCUGUCGCGAAGUCCUAAUUGACCGUCACUCGCUCUGUGUCGCUCUUCAGCUUCCAGUUUCACGUUCUGGACAUCAGUUCGAGUAAAUUAUUUCGCGAAUUGAACAGCUCCUCCAGUCAAUUUCAACGGAAACGAUCCCGUCCACUGAGAAAUCCGAUCGACCGCCGCGCUCUUUUGCAAUUUCUCACGAAUUAAUUGUCAGACUCACAGAGACUGAACAUCAUCAGUUUGGAAAAUUUGUUAAACAUCUCUUGGAGUUAAUUCGUGACAGCGAGAUUUUGUUGUCGACUCGCGUUUCUAAGGUGUUUGCGGCUCGCUGAUGUUCUCUCUUCCUCAUUUGAACGUGGCAGAAGAAUAACCGUACAAAUCCGUGCCCAGCGGCGGCUUUCAGGCUGCGCAACGGUGCGCACUGACGCGCCCAGCCGAAUUCGCUAAAAGAGAUGUUGCACGUAUUCCGUAAUUCCGUCCACUACUAAUUUAAUUGCGUCCAUUUGUACCGAUCAAUAAAUCACGACUGUAACAGAGCACGUUUCGAGCGCAUUUUACGCACUUUCACUUGACUGAUCCUUAACUUGCCAUAGACUGCGGAAACGAAAGAGUGAGUUGCUGGUGUGUAAUAGUUUCAUAAAAAUUAAUUGUUAAUUCAAUUAAUCCAUCCUUCGGGCAUUUCACUAAUGUCGAAACAGUAGCAGCACUAUACAAUAGUAUCACACGGCAGUCGAGUAUCAACAAUAAACAAUUGUGUAUCGAAAUAA